Molecule: messenger RNA, 4037 nt
Organism: Elgaria multicarinata webbii
Lineage: Eukaryota; Metazoa; Chordata; Lepidosauria; Squamata; Anguidae
Gene: RHOBTB1
Product: Rho related BTB domain containing 1
Exons: 8
Coding region: 790-2523 (577 amino acids)
Biological process (GO): proteasome-mediated ubiquitin-dependent protein catabolic process; engulfment of apoptotic cell; regulation of cell shape
Cellular component (GO): cytoplasm; nucleus; cytoplasmic vesicle
Molecular function (GO): ubiquitin protein ligase binding; GTPase activity; protein kinase binding
Source: RefSeq, a predicted model, not a curated record
GUCAAGUGAUGCUAUACACAGCAUAAAAUAACAUUGAAGUGCUGUAGUCAGCUGAGUCAGCUUCCCAUAUCAUAAGGUUAUCAUGGAAUAAUUUAAGAUAGCAAACUAUCAUAUAUUCUGACCCUCUGCCUGUUUACUGGAAGGAAGUACCACUAAUUCAGUGAGGUUUCCUUCCAGGUUGGCAAGCAAAGAAUUAGAGCGUUAGUAUUAUUUUAACACCAUGAAGUAACCUCUGAAAUGUCAGUCUUGUUCUGUUUUGACCCGGCAAAUCUAUAGUCUGAUGAGAAUCCUCACUUGUUAGACUUGGGUUUCUCCAAAUAGGAUGCCUGGUCCCUUGAGGAGGAACUGGUGCAUGCAGGAUUUUGGGAGAAUGAAAAGGAUUAGGUGCUGGAUAUUGGACCUCCCUAGCCUCCCUUCAACACUGCAUACCUGUCUAGAAAUAUGUGGAUGGGAAAGCCAUUUGUACUGUAGCGAUGGGAGGCAGGGUACUUAAGUUUUCAAUCAUAAGUGGCCAGUGUUUUGAGAAAGGCUUCUUAAAGGGGUGAGGGAGAGACCUACAUUUCAGAAGGGCCUGGUGAUGGAAACAAAACAAACAGGUUGGAACUUGCAGAUUAGACAACUAGUGUGAAUUAAACUGCCCAGUAGUCCUCUGUUUUUUCCUGGCAGAUAUAAAAAGCUUGAAAUGCAAACGCUGAUAGCAAACAUUAACAGAAGCUAUGCCCCGGGUCCGAUGUUGUUGUCCUGUGCUUUUCCAUUGCUAACCCUAACUCCCUGAAUCAUGUGAAAACGAUGUGGUGUCAAGAAAUCAAGCACUUCUGUCCUCGAACGCCUGUUAUUCUGGUUGGCUGCCAACUGGAUCUUCGAUAUGCUGAUCUGGAAGCUGUAAACCGAGCCAGAAGGCCAUUAGCAAGACCUAUCAAAAGGGGAGACAUCUUGCCACCAGAACGAGGCAGAGAGGUUGCCAAGGAGCUUGGGAUACCUUAUUAUGAAACUAGCGUGUUUGACCAGUUUGGCAUCAAGGAUGUGUUUGAUAAUGCAAUUAGAGCAGCCCUGAUCUCCAGAAGACAUCUACAGUUCUGGAAAUCACAUUUGAAGAAGGUCCAGAAACCUUUACUUCAAGCUCCAUUUCUACCUCCAAAGGCUCCUCCUCCAGUUAUCAAAAUCCCAGAGUGUCCCAUCACCAGUAUCAAUGAAGCUGGAUACUUACUGGAUAAUCCAUUGUGUGCAGAUGUCAUGUUUAUCCUUCAGGAACAUACUCAAAUUUUUGCUCACAAGAUCUACCUAGCUACCUCUUCUUCAAAGUUUUAUGACCUUUUUUUAAUGGAAUGUGAAGAAACCCCAGACUUAUCUGAAUCUUACUGUAAUAAAGAAAAGGCCAGUGGAAACCUUAUGACCAGAACAUGCAGCCUUGAAACAGAUGAUAACAGUGAAGUGGCAUCCUUAAAUCCUUCUAACGCUAAAUUCACAUUAUCAACAGAUGGUGGGAACCCUUCAACAAGGUUAGAACUUGAAGGAGGGGAAAUCAGUUGCCUGAAACAAGCUCCAACAUUCUGGGGCAAAGGUUUUGUUAGCAUGCAUAAAGAAAUGCAAGUCAACCCUGUUUCAAAGCGGACGUGUGCUGUAACAGUAGUCAAGAUAGAUGCUUCCAUUCAGCCUGGGCCUUUUAAAACUGUUUUGCAGUUUCUGUACACAGGGCAGCUGGAUGAAAAUGAAAAAGAUCUCACCAGGGUAGCUCAGAUUGCUGAGAUACUAGAAGUAUUUGACUUGCGGAUGAUGGUGGAAAACAUCACAAAUAAGGAAGCCUUCAUGAACCAGGAAAUUACAAAGGCUUUCCAUGUCAGAAAAGCUAAUCGGAUAAAAGAAUGCCUCUGUAAAGAGACGUUUUCUGAUGUGACAUUUAAGCUGGAAGAUGGAAACAUAAAUGCACAUAAACCACUACUGAUCUGUAGCUGUGAAUGGAUGUCUGCAAUGUUUGGAGGAUCAUUUGUUGAAAGCUCGAACAGUGAGGUGGUUCUUCCCGACAUAAACAAGACUUCCAUGCAAGCCGUUCUGGAUUAUCUGUACACCAAGCAACUAUCUUCCAGUCAGGAGUUGGACACACUUGAAUUAAUUGCACUGGCAAACAGAUUUUGCCUCCCACACUUGGUUGCGCUUGCAGAACAGCAUACUGUACAGGAGCUUACAAAAACCGCUGUGAAUGGCAUUAGCAUAGAUGGAGACGUACUGUGCUAUUUGGAAAUAGCCCAGUUCCACAAUGCUAACCAGCUGGCAGCUUGGUGCUUGCACUAUAUCUGCACCAACUACAACAGUGUUUGUUCCAAGUUCCGAAAGGAAAUCAAAACUAAAUCUCCUGAUAAUCAGGAAUAUUUCGAGCAACACCGCUGGCCUCCUGUAUGGUACCUUAAGGAAGAAGAUCAUUUCCAGCGGGUUAAAAAGGAAAGAGAAAAGGAAGACGUUGCACUGAAUAAACACCAUUCAAAACGGAAGUGGUGCUUCUGGAAUUCCUCCACAGUAGUUGCCUGAGGAAAGACAAGAGCGCGCCUUGAAUUGGAAAGCAUUGCUUUUAAAAAUAGUAAUAAAGUCUUAUCAUUAGAAAGAGCACCAUGCUUCACUGAGAACUGUUCUUGUGCCAAGUGUCAUUGAAAUCAAUGUGAGUUGCACGAACUCUGCUCUUCAUGUAGCUCCCAUUCAUUUCAAUGGAGCUUCCACAGGGGAUGUUCUUAGCGGAGUGUGCGGAAGAUGGUUUGAGGCACUUGUUCUUAUUCCACCUGCGUGCAUUUAUCAUCCAUAGGAUCAACAAGCACAAACUCACCAGAAGUGAGUGUGAAAGCUCCUUAAACAAUGUUUGUCUGUUUUGUUUAAUAAGCUAAAAAUACUGUAUAAACCAGUAUCAGUUUUCCUUUUUUAUAUAUAUACAGAACAACAACAAAUCCAGCAUUAAUGUUUCAAUCUCCUACGUGGAACGUAUUUUUAUACCGAGGUGUGAGUGUGUGCGUGUGUAUGUAAAAGGUCUUUAAACAAUGUUUCUGGGUUGUUUUCUUUCGCAGACCGCAAAGUAAUUGUGUAAGUAAGUCUUUAACUUAGAUGAUCUGUGUUGCUCCCCCCACCCCCACAAGUACAAUGAAAUACAAACAACAUCUCUAAUGAGCCUCCCUGGUAGAAAUUUCCAGCCUAGCAACAAACCAACUUUUGCUAGGCAACUGACUCCCCCACCCUGCAACACACUUCCAAGUACUAUGUAUUCAUAACAAUUAUUUCCUUUUUUCUUCUUCUUUCUGAAGUGAUAGGAUGUAACAAGAUCCAGAAACAAUAAAGCCAUGCAGAAUUUUAAAAUGAUUGAUCAGCAGAAGACUAUGAAGGGUAAUUUACCUCUUCAGCUAAGUGCUGGAAUGUGUAUUUCCACUAUUUGCCAUAUAAGGGCAGAAGGCAACAUAAAAUAACUCCUUUGUUUGUUUUCCAUGACUGGGGAAAAAAAGAGUAUUUUCAGAAGGAUCAUUUUAAAAUAAUUAGAAUACCUUAUUAAGCUUAUGUCUAUAUUCACUGCAAAUUUUCUAAGAAUCAGAAUGUAGGCAGUAGCACUUAGUUUAAUUAUUUGGAUUAUUUCUUUACAGUUGUCUAUGCCUUUACUUUUAAGAAACUUCUGCAUAUUGAGAACUAUUUGCUUCAAUGUGUGUAUCCACAUGUUAAGGGCUGUGGAGAUAAAUUGAUCUUUUCUAUUUUCAUCAUUACACUAGCAAAGAGUAAUUUGCAUUGCAACACCAUUCUGGCCCAAAUAAUCUCUUAGCACUGAAGUAAACAUGAUGGCAGCCAUGGGUAAGCUGCUUGCCUCUUCAGGCAUCCCAUAAAUACACUUACCAUGCAAAUUGGUCCAUUUGUGCGUCAAGUUGGUAUGCCGUUGAUCCAUGAUGAGUAUGCCACUACAGUGCUAGCUGUGAGAAUAGCCCAACUCAUGUUGCCAGCUCAUUUUUAAAGGGCGUAGAACACAUGGCAUGUUUACAUAGGUGAGCACUUUACCUAGGCCUACCACUGGGUAUGUU